Molecule: messenger RNA, 2580 nt
Organism: Dictyostelium discoideum AX4
Lineage: Eukaryota; Evosea; Eumycetozoa; Dictyosteliales; Dictyosteliaceae
Exons: 1
Coding region: 1-2580 (859 amino acids)
Source: RefSeq, a predicted model, not a curated record
AUGAAAAGAAAUAGUGAUAAUAUAUUUUAUAGAGAAAUUUGGGGUAAUAUUUAUAUAAGAAAUAAUAUUAUUUCGUUUUUAAAAUUAAAAGGGACCCAAGAUUUAUUACCAAAAUAUAGGGGUAAAAGAUAUACAUUAUCUAAAGAUAUUUCAAAACGAGAAAAUGAAAAUAAGAGAUAUAAUUACUAUGGAAGAAAAGAUGUUGAUAAAUUAGCCAUUUAUAAUAAAGAACUUUUAAGAGAUAAAAUAAAAAAUCGAGAAAAAAAUUUAUUAUUUGCAAAGAAUCCAGGUAUAGUAAUUUUCAAUUACUUUAAGGAUAAAACUAUUGAUAAAGAAUUUUAUAAUAAUCUUUUUAAAAAUUAUUCAAUUUAUUUCACUGAGAAACCAUUAACAUUGAAGAUGACAAUUGAUUCAAUAAUUAUUAUGGAUUGUUUAGUUGCUUUACUAGAAAUAGAAUUUAAUUAUUAUCAUCAAUUGAUGAAUAAAGAUAAUACAAGGGAAGAUAGAGGUAAUGAUGAUUAUGAUGAUGAUGAUGUUGAUAAGAAUGAAAAUUAUAAAAAUAAAGUUAUUUUUAAUUUUGAUCAUUAUCUAUUAUCAAUUAAAUAUGGUUCAGUUGAAAUAUCAAACUAUUUAUCAAACAAAUUCAAAUUCAAAUUAAUUUAUCAAGAUGUUUUAACAAUAGUUUCAGAACAUUUUGUUUUAUGUCCUUAUUCACCAAUUUCAGAACCAAUAUUUCGUGAAAUUGGUUUUCAAAAUAAAUCAUAUGGAUACAAAUUUUUUUUUCCAGAUUUAGUUAUUUCUUUCUAUAAAAUCAAAUCCCUUAAACUUUUAUCAAACUUAGUUAUAGAACAAAACAUAUCAAAUAUAUACAAUCAAAGACCACCAACAUCAGUUAUUCCAACUUUUGAUUGUUCAAUUGAGAUGAAGCCACUUCAAUUCUUUUUAGAUGUUUGUUAUUUAAUUUAUUUUAUUUCAACCAUUAUCGAGGUAAAAGAGUUUUAUUCAUUUGAUACUACAAAUGAAGAAAAUGAUAAAUUUAGCAUUUUAUCUAAAAAUGAAUUAAAUGAAAUUUCAAAAAAAUUCAAUGAACAGGAUUUAAAAACUCAAUUUGAAGAUUUUGAAAUAAAUAGAAAAGAUAUCAAAAAUAUGGUACAGUUAGUUAUUGAAUUUAGUAGACAUGGUAAAAGUAAAAAUUUAACUCUUUACAAAGCAAAAUAUAAUAAUGACUUUAAAGAUGUGGAUAAAAGGUAUUUAAAUGAUUUAGCUUUGAAUUGUGGUUCAUAUAAACUCUUCGUUUCAAAUAAUUGGCCAGCUUCACCCAAUAUCCAUCAUCAAACUAUUAAUUUAUUUAAAUUUUGUAAAAGUAAUUCAACUAUUAAAAAAGAAUUUGUUCAACUUUUUAUCAAUGAUAUCACUCAUAGUUAUGAUAAUAAUAAUAAUAUUAAUUAUAAUAAUAAUAAACAACCAUCAUUAUUACCAUUUGCUCAAGGUAAUUCUUUAAAAGGUCUAGGUAUUAAAGUUAUAUUUGAAACUCUAAUUUCAUAUGGUGACAUAGAGUUAUUAAAAAUGAUAGUUCACUCAAUCAAUAUUGGCCCUAUUUACAAAGAAUUUUUAAAUAUUUGUGGCAAUGCUUUAGUUUUCAUUCAAGAUACAAACGUUUUUGAUUUACUUUAUCAAUGUGAACAAUUAAAAGAAACAUUUAAUUUUGUAAAUUUAUUGAAGAACUCAAAAAGUUCAAUUAAAAAAACUUAUGACACUACAAAUAUUUUAAAUCAUUUUAAACUAAAAUACCCAAAUGACUAUUAUCAAUGUUGUCAUCAUCUACCUACACCCAUUGAAAAGAAUGUAGGUUUUUGGUUUUCAAAAUUUGUAAUUAAUAAUCUACAAGAUUUUAAAAAUUUCAUCCCAUUAAAUUAUUGGGGAAUUCAAUUUGAAAAAGAAGGUUUUUCAAAUUUAAGAGAGGAUAAAUUGAUUACACUUGAUAGAUUUUUAAAAAUUUUAGAAAUUAAACUAAAUGAUCAGCAAUAUUCAUACAAAGAUAACUUGGAAUUUUUAGCAUGGAUUUUUGAAAAUAGAAAAGAAGAUAUCGAUUCUGGUAAACUUAUUAUAUCAGACAAUUUAAUAUUAUUGGAAUACUAUUAUUACAGUGAUCAACUAUCACUAUUAUUAUAUAAUCCAAUUAUUGCUUUUUCAGAAAAUAUGUUGAUAAAAUUAUUUACAUUUAAUGGUUUCAAUAUAAUCAAGAGUGUGGUAAAGUAUCAUGAUAUUGAAGGUUUAAAAUUUAUAAUAAAUUUUUUAUUCAAUAUUUUUCAAGAACAUUCCUCAGAAAAAAAUAUUUUAAAUUUUAAAUCAUUAUUGAUUGGUUAUAUUAUAAAAUAUAAUGAUUUGGAAGCUUUGAAAUUUAUUAAUGAAAAUUAUAAAACAUUCUUUUCAAAUUUAGAAUCUUACCCAAAUAACAUUUCAUUACUAUUAACAAGGAAUGGAACUAUUGAAGUAAUCAAUUAUAUCCUUAAAGAAAUUAAUUUUAAAAAAAAUAUAAUAGAUAUUACUAAUUUAUUUCAUUGGUUUGAUGAAAAAUAA